AAGAAUAACAGAAUUUUCAUACGUUAACCAAAAGUUAAAAGCCAAGGUAAAAACAACAUAUAUAUACAAAUAUAUAUAAAUAUAUAACCUUUAGCUCAAACACAGGUUGUAUUACUUGAUCCCAAUUGUCCAUCUCCAUCUCCGAAGGAAAAUCUUCAGUCUCCCAACCACUAAAAAUAUAAACUCACAUCAUACAUUACUCAGUGAUACACAGUCUUUAUUACUUGUUAAUUACCUCACAAUAAUUUAAGUGUAAUGACAAUUAAUUUUAUAAAUUAAAUGAUGACUGACAAAAAGUCUGAUGACUAAUUUGUAAAUUUCCUGACCGACUGCUCAAGGUACUGAGUGAUAUAUUGUUUAAAUAUAUAAAUAUAUAUUUAUAUAUAAUAAAUAAUGGCGAAUAAUAGUGAGGUCUGGGUUCAAUGGUUCACUUGUUGUCUGACUCAGAGAGGAACUGGAUCGAGAAAUCAGAACCAGAGUCAGAGUCAGAAUGGAGCCAAGGGAAGACAAAGACAGAGAUUGAGGAUUGACAGGAGUAUGAUUGGAGCUCCGAUGAAUUUUCAACACACGGGUCAUAUAGGAAGUGGUGAUCUAGACAUGGAGAGCGCGCAUUUGUCGGUGAUACAGCAUCAGAUGCAAGGCAAGGGUGGAUAUGAAGCAUCUUUUGGUGUCAAGGCAUGCUGAGACCUGCAGUAUUCAAACUCUAAUCUCAAAAAAAAAAUCUACACAAUUGUGUAAAUAAAAAAAAAAUUAACAAACUUUUAAAAACUUACGUAAGUCGAGACUGUUUUUCCAUCGUCAUUAAUAUUAAUUAUCAUAAUUAAAAUAAUAACAGCAUCUCAGUACCUCAAAGUUAAAUAUUUAACUGAUAACAUGCAUAAUUAAUUCCGAUAAUUAUUAUAAUUUAUUAAAUUACAAAAAAAAAAACAAAAACGUCCGUAAUUUCGCUCAACUUAAAUUUUUAAAAAUUACCGCCAAAUUUUUAUAAAUAAUAAUUGCUUGUGCCUUCCUUAAUUAGAACACA
Microplitis demolitor is the source of this 1024-nucleotide messenger RNA. It is a transcript of the gene Spec2, whose product is annotated as CDC42 small effector protein homolog. The record is from RefSeq and is a predicted model, not a curated record. Gene Ontology annotation, molecular function: small GTPase binding. Bases 394 to 684 code for a protein of 96 amino acids. Gene Ontology annotation, biological process: regulation of Rho protein signal transduction. Gene Ontology annotation, cellular component: plasma membrane. NCBI's taxonomy places the organism in Eukaryota, Metazoa, Arthropoda, Insecta, Hymenoptera, Braconidae. The transcript has 3 exons.